This is a messenger RNA of Eptesicus fuscus (big brown bat), 1544 nucleotides long. RefSeq names its product vitronectin (gene VTN). The record is from RefSeq and is a predicted model, not a curated record. Gene Ontology annotation, molecular function: polysaccharide binding; extracellular matrix binding; scavenger receptor activity. Gene Ontology annotation, biological process: cell adhesion mediated by integrin; cell-matrix adhesion; immune response. Lineage: Eukaryota; Metazoa; Chordata; Mammalia; Chiroptera; Vespertilionidae. The coding region runs from base 45 to 1466 and encodes 473 amino acids. The transcript is spliced from 8 exons.
GCACAGAACCCAGUAAGCCAGGCUCACAGGCGAGAGGCCCUGCCAUGGCAUCCCCUAGGCCCCUUCUGACGCUGGCCCUGCUGGCCUGGGCUGUUCUGGCUGACCAAGAGUCAUGCAAGGAUCGCUGCACUGAGGGCUUCAACCCGGACAAGAAGUGUCAGUGUGAUGAGCUCUGCUCGUACUACCAGAGCUGCUGUGACGACUUCGUGGCUGAGUGCAAGCCCCAAGUGACUCGCGGGGAUGUAUUCACCAUGCCAGAAGAUGAGUACUGGGUUAAUGGCCUCGACUCGGAGACGGAAAAUCCCAGUGUCCACACACCGACAGAGAGUACCCCCCUUGACAGUAACCCACAGGCCCCUGAAAAUACUCCUGAGCAGGCACCUGUUCUGGACGCUGAAGAAGAGGCUCCAGGACCAGAACGGGGGACCUCAGGGCCUGACGUGGGGACCCUAAGGCCUGAGAGCACUGAUCAAGAAAUCCUCGAAUCCUCAGCAGAGGAGCUGUGCAGUGGGAAGCCCUUUGAUGCCUUCACUGACCUCAAGAAUGGUUCCCUCUUUGCUUUCCGAGGGAAAUACUGCUAUGAGCUGGAUGAAUAUGCAGUGAGACCUGGGUACCCCAAGCUCAUCCAAGAUGUCUGGGGUAUCGAGGGCCCCAUUGAUGCUGCCUUCACCCGCAUCAACUGUCAGGGGAAGACCUACCUCUUCAAGGGAAGUCAGUACUGGCGUUUCGAGGAUGGUGUCCUGGACCCCAAUUACCCCCGCAGUAUCUCUGAAGGCUUCGAGGGCGUUCCAGACAAUGUGGAUGCAGCCUUCGCCCUCCCCGCUCACAGCUACAGUGGACGGGAGCGGGUCUACUUCUUCAAGGGGAAACAGUACUGGGAGUACGAGUUCCAGCAGCAGCCCAGCCGGGAGGAGUGUGAAGAUAGCUCCGUGUCAGCUGUGUUUGAACACUUUGCCGUGAUGCAGGGGGCCGGCUGGGAGGACAUCUUUGAGCUUCUUUUCUGGAGCAGACCCUCUGGUGGCACCAGACCGCCCCAGUCCAUCAGCGAGAACUGGCCUGGUGUGCCCGAGAAAGUGGAUGCAGCCAUGGCUGGCCGGAUCUACAUCUCAGGCUCAGCUCCCCGCUCCUCCUUAACCAAGAGCACUAAGUCUAAGCGUCGCAACCGUAAACGCUACCGAUCACAACGUGGCCAUGGCCACAGCCCCAAAUCCCACCGGAAAUCCCGUUCAAUCUGGCUGUCCUUGUUCUCCAGUGAGGAGAGUGGCCUGGGAACCUACAACUAUGAUUACGACAUGGACUGGCUUGUGCCUCCCAAAUGCGAGCCCAUCCAGAGCGUCUACUUCUUCUCAGGAGACAAGUACUACCGAGUCAACCUUCGCACACAGCAAGUGGACACUGUAAGCCCUCCCUACCCACGGAACAUCGCCCAGUACUGGUUGGGCUGCCCGGCCCCUGAUCACCAGUAGGAAUCUGAGCCCAUAUAUCUGGGCCCUCCGCUGCUUCCUCCUCUAACCUCCUCCUCCCAGCUCAAUAAAGACCCCUUG